GCCCAGCCCUGCAGAACUGGGGCAGCUGCUGUUCAACUCAGCUAAGCUCAAAGCUACACUGGUAAAGAUGGAUUAUGCCAAGAAGUCUCUGGGCCUGCUCUCCCCAAGGUCUCUUUCUAAGUGUGUCUCUGCCAGUGCCUCCAUGACGCAGCAACUGCUAGCCACCCCUGCUCCCCGGGCCCGGCCUUACCGAGUGACUAACUGGGAUCGCACCAUGCGCAAAGGCAUCAUGGCUGACAGCCUGGAGGACUUGCUUGAGAAAGUGCGCAGUGCUCUGCUCUUGGUGGGACCCAUAUCGGUCGUCAUAGACGAGGAUGGCACCAGCGUGGAGACAGAAGAGUUCUUCCAGACACUAGAGGAAGGCAGCGUGUUGCUAGUGUUAACCAAGGGUCAGAUCUGGCGCCCAGCCAAGACUGCAGGCUACCAGCUGUCGCUAUCCCACAAGCCCCGGCACAGGAUUGAUGUGGCAUGUGUAACCUUCGACCUCUACAAGACCAAUCCUCAAGACUUCCUUGGCUGCUUGAAUGUCAAAGCCACCCUCUAUGGCACAUACAGUAUGUCCUACGAUAUGCAGUGCUAUGGGGCCAAAAGGAUAAUGAAGGAAGCUCUACGUUGGACACUCUUCACCAUGCAAGCUACAGGCCACGUGUUGCUUGGCACUUCCUGUUACGUGCAGCAGUUGUUGGAUGCUAGUGAAGAGCAGCAGAAAGAGGAAGUCUCAUCAGCUCUGUUCAGCCUCCUGUCUCCUCCCACCAGAAAGAUGCUGCGGUGAUGGAGGUUCUGUCAUUUAGACUUUGUAUUGACAGCUGUCAGCAUCUAGAAGCUGAUAACUCUAGCACCUGCUAUGGAGUAAGGUGGAAAAGAAGCUUUGGCACUCUCAUGCACCACCUGGCCAUAAACAUAGCUGGUAGAAAAGUGGUUGGGAGCACAAGACGGGGUGUCAAACUUCUUCUGUCUGCAUCUGGUUGCUCAGAUGUCCUGUGCUGUGUAAAUGUGCUAUUUCACUGUGUUAAGAAGCACUGCUCACUGUACUUGGUGAAAGCAGUGAAGAAGGGCCUCUGAGAUCUGCCUAGACUUUUUUUUUUCUUAGAAGAGGUUGUCUGUUCUGGAUGCAUCUUCACCCUCAUGGUGUCCUGUCUUAAUGAAUAUUGUAUUGUGAAUAUGUAAUAUUAAAGAUUAUUUCUUAAAACCA
Heteronotia binoei (common prickly gecko) is the source of this 1192-nucleotide messenger RNA. It is a transcript of the gene CIDEC, whose product is annotated as cell death inducing DFFA like effector c. Gene Ontology annotation, biological process: regulation of apoptotic process; apoptotic process. The coding region runs from base 68 to 772 and encodes 234 amino acids. The record is from RefSeq and is a predicted model, not a curated record. The transcript is spliced from 6 exons. NCBI's taxonomy places the organism in Eukaryota, Metazoa, Chordata, Lepidosauria, Squamata, Gekkonidae.